Molecule: messenger RNA, 4836 nt
Organism: Penicillium malachiteum
Lineage: Eukaryota; Fungi; Ascomycota; Eurotiomycetes; Eurotiales; Aspergillaceae
Exons: 2
Coding region: 1-4836 (1611 amino acids)
Source: RefSeq, a predicted model, not a curated record
AUGGGGGUCGAUACCCGCCGACCCAUGCUGCCUGCCCCUACAGAAUCACUCGUCGAUACUACGGUCGGCAGCAGCAUAAUAGGCACAGAUCUGGCAACUGACCUUUCUCGCCGCACAGACAAGACGUCGUACUCCAUUCCAGACGACGGAAGCCCUGUCAUUAUUCCUACCCGGCGCCAUCGGGACCGGGACGACAAACUGUCUCGCUCACAGCCAGACUCGCAGACUUCCCUCCUCAUCGAAUACUUUGAGGGUGGGAAGGGCUCUAGCGGUAUCGUCUCCCGACCCAGUGUCCGAGUUCGUGUUACUCCCUCGGGGGCGAGAAAGUCAAAAGACAACAAGGAUCAUAUUCAGAUCACCGAAUCUGGCUCGAGUCGCCGGCCAUCUUACACCCGUCGCAUCUCCGUCACUUCGCCAUCCACCAAAUCAAAACAACUGGUCGACUCGAACGUCGAUGAUCAAAGCUUGAGUGAUAGCAAUUCUGUCGAGGACGAGGGCCAUCAUCGCCAUUCGUCCCGACACCCGCCGGUGGAGAUCGAAUUCAUGAAUCGCGAUCAAGGCAGCGAGCUGUCGACAGUUUCGCGCGAAAGAUACAUGCCUACCACUUCUGAUAUCUCGACUAUGCCUGCGGAUAGUAUGCUUGAGGGCGGCUCUUCGGCGGGUCCCCGGCGGAAACGGAGCCAAAGUUUGGAACGUGGGGCUAAGCGUGAAGAUAAGAAUUUACUGAAGACUCCAUCUCGACAACGCAGCCGCAGUCUGAGCCAUGAGCGAAUCGCUCAUCGAGUCGCCGAGAAACUUACUGGAUCGCCUCAGGAGGCAUCAAGUGGCAAGCGGAGCCGUCGCAGAAGCAAAAACCGGAAUGGCGGGAAGGAUUAUUUGGAGGCAGAGCCGACCAAAUCCUCAUCACGCCGGAAACGAUAUGGCUCUGGCGAAGACGAAUACAUUGCCAGUCCUGAAUCCAGUCUGCUCAGUACCUCUGCAGUCUCUUCAAAUCGCAAAUCCGAUGCUUAUUCGGUUCGCUCUGGGGCUUCAAAAUCGUCUAUCAAUAACCCCAAGUUGCUGGAGACUGUCGAAGAUGCCAUUCGCCGACUCAUUCUUCCUGAAUUGAAGGAGCUCAAGAAGGACCAGAAAACCAUAUCCAACAAGUCCAAAUUCGAUCGAGAUAUGACAACUUCCUAUUCCUCUGCAAGCUCUCGUGAUGAAUUGGGCCGUCGUCUGUCAAAACACGCCAGUGCACCUGAUGUCAUGAAGCCCAAGGUGGUUUUGAACAAGGACAGCAAAGACGAGGGCAUAGUACUUGCCGGAGGACCUGCGGUUCAGAACCAGACCCAGCCCCAGAACAAGGAGCGCAAAUCCAGCAAGGGCAGCGAUGCAUCUGACAAUGCGUGGGUGAAAUGGGGCCGACCUGAGCUUAGCGACCAAGAGAAGCUUCGACGGCAAAAAAGCAAGGGCCUACGUGAUGCCCAGGCGGCAGGACGAGUUGGCUCAGCGUUGACAGCAGCAACUCUCAGACACCAUGACUCCCAGUCCAGCAUCGGUCAGAGCGAGCGGAGAGACAGCGGAUCCCACAAGAGCAUUGAGGGAUACAAUGAGACAGAACUCGUUUUCCAGAAACACAAUGUCCCUGCCAUGCCUAUGCGCAGUGCAAUGGAUUCCGAGUUGACCCGAACUUCAUUGUUGUCAGAACGAACAGAGAGUCCCGCCCCGCGCAAGAGGCUUUCUCAAGCAGAAUUCUCACAGGGCUCGCCGCGACAGCUGCCUUCUCCAACCUCUCGCACGCCGACCCGUACUCCCCUUGACUCUCGGUAUGAACUUGGCAUGCACCACACAAAUCAAUCACAGCGUGAUCUCUCUAUUCACAGCGCCUCAGACCGUGAUCUCCGAGCCAAGAGCCAGUCUCCUGGAACUGAUGGUGGUAGCGAUUGGGCUAUUGCUGCGGCGGCGGCGGCCAACUUGCUCGAUGCUGCGCAGCCAGGUUUCCAGGAUUCAUACACUGAUCAGUAUGAAGCUGGUCGUGCACUCAGUCCGAUCCAGAGCAUUGCCAGUGAGCGUACUGAGACCCAUGAUGAUCAAUACCAGAACAAGCAUCAUGCCGAACUUCAACAAAACCUUGAACCUCGCCUUUCAAUCGAAACUUUGUCCUCGGCCCCCAGCACAAACCUUGCCAGGUCCACCCGUCAAGACGGAGUCAGUCCUCACAGUCAAAGCCGACUCUCCAUCCAGGGCGAAGAGGGUCUUGAGCUUGGAUAUGAGCAAUCACGCCAAGUCUCUGCCGAAGAAGGUUUCUACGGACAUGAGGAGGAGUCCAGAUUGGAUGGUUCCUUCCUCGGAGAGGAAAGCGAACUGGACUUCAUGGACAGAAUCAAGGAGGGUCAGCAUGUGGUGCCCGCCAUUGCUGCUAAUCCUCAGAUCGUCCACCAUGGGCAAGUUAUGGGUAUUGAAUCUGCUGUGGCCUCCUUGAUGGAUCCUUCCAUUCUUGACACUCAGUCCAACAAUUCUGCCAACCGUUCGCAGACUGACCUUUCUCCACGCUCGAGAAGCCGGAGCCCUGAGAAGCCUACCACUGAGCCUUUCCGUGGAAGUCCUCUGAAGCACCGCCAGGAUGCUUCCAGUCCUGAUGAGACCUCUUUCACACGUCGCAUGGGUGUUAGUUCACCUCCUCAAAGUGUGACACAGUCAAUUGAGGACCUUGAAGAAGAAGCUGCUAUGGCGGCUGCCGGUACUCGUGGUAUUGAGAGCCCUCUCCCCGAGGCUGAUCACCACAGCGAGGCGGAAUCCGAGUCUGAGAUCAACACCAACCCCUCCAUCAUUCAAGGUCCGAUUGGUGGCGUGCCCCAAUCAGGUGUAGACCAUUGGGGAUAUGAUUCACGAACCCCGCCUGCUGGCCAGGCUGCAUUCUACGACUCUGCUGAUCAGACUGGUGGAGCCAAGGACAUGGGUUCUGUGCGACCUCACAACCUCGAUGCCGAGUACUAUGAGACUGCCAAGAACAUCUUCGGUGGUGACGAAUACUAUCCCGACCAGCACUCUCAGCAGCUCUUUGGCACUCCUCCAGGAGCGAAAGAUGAAGGGUAUGUCUCAGCUGCGAACCCCAUGUCUCCAAGCGUUGGCACUCCCAAGCAAGGAAGCCGUGGCCUUGCACCUGCACCCGCUUUCGAAAGUCCUGUGGAUGCGGAAUCCUUCUCUCCUGGUCACCAGCGUGAUUUCAGCGGGUACUCCCAUGGAGUUGGCUCUCCUCUCUAUGACAGUGCUACUGGUCACGGAAUUGAGAGAAUCAAAUCUAAAGAUAUUGUCGCUCUUAUGGAUCACCUCACUGUUCGCGAUGCUCAACGCAAUGCCCGCGACACUGAGAUGCUCGUCACCUUGGUUCGUAGCGCUGCCGAGAUGCGCAACUCCUUCGACGAGAUGAAGAAGUUCAUUGCCCAGCAAGAUGAGCUCCUCAUGGACUCCAAUGUCAAGCAUCACGAGCGCACUCAAAAGGCUCUUGGUGGACCUCGCCCACUGCCUCCAAGUGGAUCUCGCGCCCGCCAGUUGAACCUGGAAGACGAGGAGGAUCUGCAAUCGAAGCGCAAGAACAUCUUCAAGCGUGCCCUCAAGGGUCUGAGCAUGAAGUCCGGCAAUGACCUUGCCAAGAUUGAAGGUAUGCUGGAACAGUUGCUUGAUGAAGUUGAGGCUCUGCGAGAAGGUCGGGACAUCGAUAGUCCUCGCGCAGCUCCCCGAGCUGGCAGUGUCGACGCAACUUCGUUUGAUGCCAAUGGCCAAAAUGGUGGUCACUCUCCUUUCAUGAGCCCAUCUCGCCAGCCUACCGGUGAUCAGCGCGUGAGCACUGUCCCUGAAGAGGAUGAGGACGAUGAUGAUGUGCUUGAUGAGGGUGAUACCUACUUGACUGCACACCUCCCUGUGCAAGAGCCAUCCCGUCACGAACGAUCUGGAUCUUUGCCUCUUGCUACGCCUCCCCGCAAGCCAUUGGCUUCGGGCACCCGCAGCAACGAGACCACUCCCAAGGCGUCCGCUGACAAGGCUGAGAAAGCUCGCAAGCACAAGUCGAGCAGCUCAUCAAUCUUCCCCAAGAUCUCUCGCUGGUCUAAGACUACCGCUUCUUCCAUGGGUGACAACAUCCGCAACAGCAUUCAGCCUGGCCGAAAGGAGCGACCUUACUCUGAGAGCCACUCUCGAUCCGGAUCUGAUCUGGCACCACAUGGUCCAUACAAAGCUGCCGAUUACUAUGAUCCCGAGGGUGAUGAUCGCAUCCGCUCCCACUACAGCCUGGACGAACAGCAAGAAAACCGUCCUCCAUCCCCAUUGGUGCCCUCCCAGGUCUCCGAGGCCCCAAAGUACCGCGCUCACCGUGGUAGUCUCGAGAUCCAACAUCCUCAGCCCCGACAGGGUCCAACCGGACGUUACCAGUCAGCCCUUGAGACUCAAGCUCAGACCUAUGGAGCCACUGACUCUCCCACAUCCGAGCAAUGGGGUUCUAACCCCAGUUUGCCAGUUGUGCAGCCCGCCAACCGCUACAGCGCUGGUAGCCGCCUUUCCCCCAUCUCUGAUGCUGGAUACUCCGAGAGCAGUUCCCGUGCUGCCGGUCCUCCUCGACCUCCAAAGGUCAAGGAUGAUGGUCCCUUAAUUCCUGAGCGACCACCCAAGGUUGCUGAAGACGAGAGUCAGUCCUAUGUCGACCGUGUUCCCUCACACGCGUCUACUAUCCGCUCACCACCUACCCGUAAACCAACAGGCCCUCGCCCCCUGACCUCCGGCGGCUCCUACAGCCCCAGCAACGUCAAGCGUACCCGCUACCGAGGCAGUCCGAUGCAAAUCGACUAUGACGACGAAUAUUGA